Messenger RNA from Ilex paraguariensis (yerba mate), 535 nucleotides. The record is from the annotation of a GenBank genome assembly. NCBI's taxonomy places the organism in Eukaryota, Viridiplantae, Streptophyta, Magnoliopsida, Aquifoliales, Aquifoliaceae.
AUGAAUCAACCGAGGUUCCAACCUGGCAAUCUUGAACAUAAUGCAAAUCUGUAUGAGCGGGUUUGUGAAAUAGCAGCAAAGAAGGGAUGUACGCCAUCACAGCUAGCAUUGGCUUGGGUUCAGCACCAAGGGAAUGACGUGUGUCCCAUUCCGGGUACAACUAAGAUUGAGAACCUCAACCAGAACAUUGGAGCUUUGUCUGUAAAGCUUACACCGGAAGACAUGGCUGAGCUCGAAUCCAUUGCUUCAGUUGAUGCAGUCAAGGGUGAUAGAUAUGUGUCUGGUAUGUCUACUUGGAAGACUUCAGACACUCCGCCAUUGUCCUCGUGGAAAGCUUAAUAAUAAUGUGCUUUCACUGUGUGGGUAAUACUGCGUUUAUCGGUUUUGAAAAACUUAAAAGUCUGUUUUUGUGCUUUGUGAGUGUUCUGAAACUGUGAUGUGUUUCCUACAUUGCACCUUGUUCCGAGAAGCCAGCUGGGGAAGUAUCUGUAACUUCAAAAGCUUGUGAGCUCUUGUAUGAUUGUUCCAUAAAUAA